Molecule: messenger RNA, 1749 nt
Organism: Argentina anserina (silverweed cinquefoil)
Lineage: Eukaryota; Viridiplantae; Streptophyta; Magnoliopsida; Rosales; Rosaceae
Product: UPF0481 protein At3g47200-like
Exons: 2
Coding region: 1-1749 (582 amino acids)
Source: RefSeq, a predicted model, not a curated record
AUGUCCAACAAGCCUUCACCGGCGAAGAAGAUGAGGUAUCCCAAAUGUAAGAAGGUGAAGCCGGAGGACGAACAAGCCAGAACCGGAGGAGGCAAUGUGGUUUCCCCAACGCCGAAGACCGACCCUAGCCUAGCGGCAAAGGAGAGAGCGAAGGAGAGGGCGAGGGAGAAGGAGUUGGCGGAGGCGCAGAUCCACAACAGCGAAAUUGCCAAGAUCUUGAGGUUAAGUUUAUUAGAUAAAGUUUUCAUCCGUUUCAGGAGACCAGGUGAUUAUCAUUUCACGGCGGGACUUGACGUUACUGUGGGACAAGAAUCUCAACAUACUACCAUCUACAUAGAUGACAGCAAUAAUUGCAUCUUCCGAGUUCCUAAAGUGCUCCAGAAACAAAACCCAGACGCAUAUACACCUUACGUUGUCUCGAUUGGACCUUUUCAUCGAAGAAUGGAGACCAAGGUUCAACGCAAAGAUGACAAGAAGAAGGGAAAGAAGAAAGGCAAAGAUGGUAGCAAUGACAAGGAUUAUCAAUAUAUUCAACUCAUCAAACGAAUGAAAGAGAGAUACCUGAAUGAAGUCCUCUCAUACAUGCACAUGACUGAUCGCACAGAGUUGAUUAAAAAAGUUGUUGAGAUUUCAGGUCCUAGAUAUGAUGCGCCUAAUCAGUUUGAGAAACGCGCCCGCAAUUUCUAUGCAGAGCAACUUGAUUAUAACUCAAACGACUUCAUCGAAAUGAUGGUAGUCGACGGCUGCUUUCUAAUUCAACUGUUUCGAAAGUGCAACGAUGAGCAACUUAGGGGAUGUUAUGACCCAUUGUUCAGCAUGGAGUACAUGUUCCAUUUCUUAUGCCAUGACCUUUUGCUUCUUGAAAACCAACUACCUUGGUUUGUUCUCGAAACAAUUUAUGGCCUGAUCCUUGAGUAUUCCCAGUGUCGUUCCACACUCCUCUCUGUUCUCGUACUUGAUGCCUUCAAGGAAUUACCCUCGCUGAAGCAUUGUCAAUCCUAUAAAGAUCAUCUUCUUCAAUACCAUCCUCAUAGACGGAAUUGGCGGGGUCCUGAUAAUGCUAACUUUCUACACAUACUCGAUCUUAUGCGAGAUACAAUAGUUCUCCCACAUCUGAACGGAGACCAGACAGAAUCUAAACAACAGAAGCUCGACCCAGAUGUACAUGAAAUGCACAGUGCAACUACUCUAUCAAAGGCAGGCAUCGCAUUCAAAGGCAUCCAAUCAAAAACAGGCAUUAUGGACAUACAUUUCAAAAAGAGCUGGUUUCCGUACGCGUUGAUCUUCAAUGGAGUUCUUAACAUUCCGAAGUUGCACGUCGGAAUGCUAUCCGAAUCAUUAUUCAGGAACCUCAUAGCUUUUGAGCAAUGCUAUGACGGUAUUCCUAAUAAAGUAACAUCGUACGCCGUCUUCAUGGAUAACCUCAUCUCUACCCAAGAGGACAUGGAUUUACUUUGUAAGGCAGAAGUAAUAGGCAACUGGCUAGGCGAUGAAGAGGGUUGCAAGUUCUUCAACAACCUUUACAAAGGCAUCCCGCACAGCAAGUUCUACUACCACGAUCUCUGCAAGGAACUGCAGGAUCGUUACAAAAUCCCUUGGUAUACACAUGUUGCUUCUUUCAAGACUCAAAAGCUUUCUAAUCCAUGGGCAGUGAUUGCUUUCUGCACAGCUCUUGUCCUUCUCACUCUCCAACUAUGGAACAGCACAAAUAGCCUCAGGUCCUUCAGGAAGCAGAACAAUGGUUUUUGA